AUGGCAGGACAAGCUGGAGGGAAAAAGAAGGAACCUCGUGGUGGGCAUAGCCGGACCAUACCAUUCCUAUGGAAAAUCGAAAUUCAUGUUACAGGUCCCCGCGGGGCCGUUGGCGGUUGCAGCACCCCCGGCAGUAGAGUGGAUCCCUGGUGGAAUCCUGGUUCCCUCUUCCCCUCGACCCCUGGGCCCCCAAGGAUCGACGAGGGGGCACCGGAUAACGGUAGCGGUGGUUUUCAAUUCUGUAGUCCACCGAAUCGUAACGCGAAUAGUCCAUCAUCGCACCAGUCUCAACAACAGCACCAGCAGCAACAUCAUCAUCAUCAUCACCAUCGUUCCAAUCAACGGCAUCACCAGAAUCAAUCGAACGCGAACAGGAACAUCUGUACGAGCUACAACAUCGGGCCGGGUUGCUCGUCUUCGUGCUCGUCGUCGAGCCUCGGUCGUCAGGUGGAUACGGUAGGGCGAGGUACUGAUGCCGUAGGUUCGCCAAACAGCGUAUACGGCAUCGCCUCGUCGUCACCGGAACCCUGUUCGGCAAGCAACCUAAUACUUUCGGCGCUCUUGACCACCACGUCGUCGACGGAGGGACGUAAUCAAGCGUCGCGUGCUGGUCCGGUGACCAGCAGCGGGCACACCGGCGCGUUACCAGCCGUCUCGACCACGUCGCACACUUCAACCAGCACCGGUCGUAACAUAGGCGCCGUUGGCGUCACCUCGCCAGAUUCCUUAAACGGAAUCCUAUCGUCUCUAAACGUUCGGAUCAAGACGGAGGAGUAUUCGAAAAUCCGUUCGGAGGAGCGAAGAACGACAAGCGCUAUAUUUUCAUCAGCGUCAACGUCGUUGUCUUCGUCCUCGACGUCCACCUUCAACGCUUCUCUGCUAAGCUCGUUGCUGUCGACAUCGCGGAUAUCGACGGCCACCUGCAGGAACGACAACGACGAGGACAUUCUGCCGCGAUCGUGCAUCAAACUCGAGUAUCCGUCCGCGGAUACGCAACGGAAUCAGGAACAGCAGCAAGAGGAACAGAAUCCGGUGCGGAAUAUCAAGGUAGAAUACCCUCUAAGUCAAUCGUCGCAGGACGUUCUGGAUACCGGCGAGGAGGAAGAAUUAACCGCCACGUCGCCAUACGACAUAAUCGCCGGCCAAGCCAGGUGCCUGUCGAAACAUACCGGCGGCAAGAGUCAAACAAGUUCCUUGGUCAAAGACGUGAUCGUACCACCCUGUACGGGCGGAGUUUCACCAAACUCCGACAUCGUGAUCGAGAUGAAGUACGAGACGCAAUCGGGUCCACCGGCAGCGCCGCCGCAUCUCACCUCCUCCGGGGUCGAGCCGCCUCACAGUAGCCAGGGAACUGGGAUCGUGGUCGGUGGAUCACCUGCCGAAGUGGUCGGCGUGGACAGUCUACUUUUGUCGCCGUGGGGAGCGACUGGACCGGAUUUCCUGGAACCUCCCGAUGUCAAGCAAACGGCAGCUGGUCUGCAGGAUGCGUGGGACACUCUUCUCCUCGGUUCAUCGGUCGGCGUAGCAUCGGCCCAGUCGUUGGCCGAGUUAAAACCUCUUCCACCCUUCACGGGAUACACGGGACACCUGAGCAUCAAUGGAAUACCCGGUCAUCAUUAUCACACGAUAGCCUCGUCCGCUCAGAGGCCCUCCUUACCUUCCUCUUCACCGACAUCUUCCUCGAAUCAGGAAUACUACGAGUCUCCCGUAGUAUCCUCCAGCACACCGUGCCCUCAGGGUAGUCAAAAGCAACAGCAACAGCAGCAUCACCAACACCAGCAGCAGCAGCAACAGCAACAACAACAGCAGCAGCAGCAACAGCACCAUCAUCAUCACCAACAGCAGCAGCUGCCGCAAUCCACUCAGCAAGUAGAUUACGACAUCGAGGACAUAGCGGAGAUCAUCGGUUCCGCGAUCGCCGACACGACGGUUCCUGGUGGUGGAAAUGGGCCAGGCUCGGAGCACGAUCCGGACGCGUCGCGCGACUGGAUCGACAUCGCCGAGUGGAUCGACACCGCUUGCUCGCCCAAGGCCCAAGAAACAACCUCGCCCAGCCCUUACUCGCAGAUAUACGCGACGGCGACACCCUCCACCCAGACCCAACAACACGGAUCGACAUUGCAGAGUCUGCUGACGCACGGUUACGCGCCUCUGCUCAACGCCAGGCUACAAUCCGCGAGUGCCGGUCUCCAAAAUGCCUCCUGCGGUGAAACCCCCUCAUCGACCAGUCCCUACCCACCUGUCAGUCCACCCGGCAGAGUCUCCACCUCGUGUAGUCCGGAUCACUUGUUGCACUCCUCGUUCGCCGCACCCUCGCAUCCGAGAAAAAGGUCGCGACCCACCCCGGGCUCCCAGAAUCCCUCGAAGAAGAGUCCUGGGACAGGCGCGACCGCGCUACCCUAUGGCACCGAGUCCGGAUUGAUCGGCGGCAAGGAGAAACCCGUCCACAGGUGCUCCAUCUGCAACAGAGGAUUCCUUAAUAAGAGCAACAUCAAGGUACACCUGAGAACGCACACGGGGGAGAAACCGUUCAGGUGCGAGGUGUGCGGCAAAGCGUUCCGACAAAAGGCGCAUCUGAUCAAGCAUCAACAAAUUCACAAGAGGAUCGGCAGGGAUUAG
Osmia bicornis bicornis is the source of this 2619-nucleotide messenger RNA. It is a transcript of the gene ich, whose product is annotated as ras-interacting protein RIP3. Gene Ontology annotation, molecular function: RNA polymerase II transcription regulatory region sequence-specific DNA binding; DNA-binding transcription factor activity, RNA polymerase II-specific. Gene Ontology annotation, biological process: embryonic hindgut morphogenesis; regulation of transcription by RNA polymerase II; embryonic pattern specification. The coding region runs from base 1 to 2619 and encodes 872 amino acids. The record is from RefSeq and is a predicted model, not a curated record. NCBI's taxonomy places the organism in Eukaryota, Metazoa, Arthropoda, Insecta, Hymenoptera, Megachilidae. The transcript is spliced from 2 exons. Gene Ontology annotation, cellular component: nucleus.